GUAAGGAUUCGGUGUUGUACAGGUGUUUACAAAACUUGGGAUGUUUUGGGUGUUAUAUAUGGUUGGAUUGAUAGUGAAAAAAGUUCAAAUCUAAGCAUUCAAGCUGUGACUCGCUCAAAUCUAGGGAUUGAUAUGAGGAGGAAAUGCCCAAACCAUGAUACAGAAGAAUGAGCAACCAGGGAUUCAUUCGCAACAUGCCAACCUGUUGAUAGAGGAUCCCACAUCGUCAGAAUCAUCAUGGACCAAUGAAAAACACAGCUUCUAUAUUAACUCCAAGGAGGAAGCCUUUGUCUCAAGCCUUUAUCAGCAAGGGGGUUAUAAAUAUCCCUGUAAAAGAUGGCGAGCAGAUAGAGGAGAAAUAACCUCUGUAUUUAGCCUGGAUUUUGACAAGGAGGUUGAAUCUGGACUUUCCAAUGGUCAUGUACUGAUUGGGUUUGCUGAGGAGAUCCAAAGUGAAAGUGAACCAGAAAAGCCUAGACUUUAUCAUGAUGUUCAAAAACACUCAAAAAAGUGUGGAUUGAAGGAGAUAUCCAGCAGUAAUGACACAUUUCAGGAACAGGAUAGGAAUGGGAGAAGAAACAAAAGGAAAUUACAAGAUCCAGAAAGGGAAACAACAGAUGAAUUCGAAGAAGUACAGUCUAAGUAUAAUGAUAAACGUGCAAGCAAUUUCUACGCAGGGGAAAAUCGGUUCACUCAAAAUAGAACUGUUUCAGAAGCUUUAGUGAAAACCUUGAGUAACAACCAGGAGUAUCAGGUGAUUUCAUCUAACGAUGAGACAUCUCCCAAGGAAGAUGGGAAGGCAUGAUAAGACUAUUCAGUCCGACAAAAAUAUCCUCAACUUUUAUGUCUUGGUAUUGAAAUUGGGGGACAUUUAUAACGGACGCUAGUUGUGCGGAGCAUGAUUGAUAUCUGUAAUUUUCGACUUACUUUCUGUCGAAUCAUGAUAUUUUUGGAAUCAGAUUAGUUAUAAUCAUUUAUAAUCACUUAAUUAAUUAGGUGAGACGUCAAAUGGUUGUAAUAGUUAAUAAGGUUUAAUUGAUCUUGACAUUUCUGAAC
This is a messenger RNA of Cryptomeria japonica (Japanese cedar), 1056 nucleotides long. RefSeq lists its product as uncharacterized. The transcript is spliced from 5 exons. Bases 155 to 805 code for a protein of 216 amino acids. NCBI's taxonomy places the organism in Eukaryota, Viridiplantae, Streptophyta, Pinopsida, Cupressales, Cupressaceae. The record is from RefSeq and is a predicted model, not a curated record.